GAUCGAAGUCCUGACCAGCGGUUGCCGGGUUGGGCCACGAGGGGGCCCAUUGCGCCGUCGGAGUCAGUCAGCCAGCGAGCGAGCAAGCAUCGAGCGUGCAGUGACGACGACUACGGCGACAUCGCGGCGCAAGCCAGCAUGCCAGCCAUCUGAGUGGGAAUCCAGCAGCACCCUUAUCGGGCGGACGCCCUUCGGAGUACCGGGUCUUCGAGCGGGAGUGUCGCGACACUGCGUGACGUACGGAUGAGCCACCGGUGAUGGCGACCGACAACGACGACAAGUGCCGUGCGCACGAGCUGUGGGUGCGAGUGACCACUGGCGACGAGGCUUCGUGCGGUAGCUGCAGCGAGAGCACGCAGGACUCCUGGUGGCGCCUGAUCCGGCAGCGGUACGGCGACCCUUCGCGGCACCACCACAACCUCGACCACCUGGACCACAUGGCCGAGCUGCUGGCAGAGUACGCCGACAACCUGAGCAACCCAAGGGCCGUCGCACUGGCGCUCUUCUUCCAGUACCUCGAGUACGAUCCCAAGUCCCAGGAUAACGAGGAGCGGUGCAUCGAGGCCUUCCGGCGGUUCGCCGAGGAGGCCCGAAUACCCACGGACUCGGAGCUGUACCUGUCGGUGACGGAGUUGAUCCAGCUGACGAAGUUGCACAGCACGGAGGAACACAAGCAGGAAGGAAUGUACGGCCGAGAGGACAAGCACUUCUUCCUCGACUUUGACAUGUGCGUGCUGGGGAGCAGCCCCACCGAAUACAAAGACUACACGGAAAAGGUGCGCCUGGAGUACAGUUUUGUUCCCGACGCCGUCUACAAGAGCCUUCGGUCAAAGGUACUGCGGUCUUUCCUGCAAAUUCCCAACAUCUUCUCGACAGAGCCUUUCCGGAGGAAAUACGAGGAGCGUGCAAAGAGCAACAUUAGGGACGAAAUCGCCGAGCUGGACACGUAAUUGCCUGAGCCAAGCAAGAUGAAGAAAAGAAGAAUGGACAUUUUAUUGCUGUGCUUUUUCUUGUUUCUUUUUUUCUCUUUUUUUUGUUUGUUGUUGUCGCAUUGAGCGAAGGACAAAUGCUGCAGUGAUACUGCAGAAAAUGGUAUACAGUGUUAAGUUUUAUCGCUGCUGUUGAUGGGAGUAUUAAAAACAGCGUUAGACUGCUCAAAA
Molecule: messenger RNA, 1160 nt
Organism: Dermacentor silvarum
Lineage: Eukaryota; Metazoa; Arthropoda; Arachnida; Ixodida; Ixodidae
Exons: 6
Coding region: 258-950 (230 amino acids)
Source: RefSeq, a predicted model, not a curated record